Mycena citricolor is the source of this 1725-nucleotide messenger RNA. NCBI's taxonomy places the organism in Eukaryota, Fungi, Basidiomycota, Agaricomycetes, Agaricales, Mycenaceae. The record is from the annotation of a GenBank genome assembly.
CUCAGAUCUGUACCACGACUGCAAUCUGCCACCUAACUGGCUUUGGCUCACGCGUUAGGGACAUGCAAGAGGGGGUCUAGAACGCCUCUCGAGCCAGGAUCAUCCUUCUCGCGGGCUUCGUCUGUGCUUAGCGGAUGCUUCAAGCCUAGCCUUCAGUCUUGCCUCACAGCGAUCAAUCGACGAUUAACUUCGGGUCGAGGGAGAGGCGGGACCCUGAGAGCACCCCUUCGAGGCGCAGGCGCUUCUGCACUAGCGGCCCGGGAUGGGAAUGCUCGAUUACGCAUCUGGCCCUGUCUUCCGCCGCCCGUGUCGUCACACGCCGCUGAUAGAGUCUGGUGCAUGCUCGCAGCGGGUCGCUAUAUAUCCCUAAAAGAGCGGUUAAUGACGAUAGCUCGUGGUAGGUAAACCUUGUAUGGAUCGUACGAGAUGCGCUGCGAAGAUCCAUCAUCAUUUCCUCUCCAGCGCCCUUCGCGGCGCAGACGGGCCUGGGAUUCUGGGUUGGAUUAAUUGCGGAUGCGUAUAUAGAUGGGGCACGAGACGGGUGAUAAGACCUGCUCGAACCGAGGGACGAGCCAGCACAGCACAGCACAACACGCGCACUCUCCUUCUGUCUCUCCAUGCCGCCCUCACAUGUAGCGUCGCUUUCCUUGCGCUCCCGAGACUCCGCAAACGAAUGACAGCGCUUUUCUUAGCUCACCACCCGUGGCCUGGCGCUCAAUCACAUCCCGGCUGUAGUCGUCAUCGUGCUCGCGUCCGUGCUCGCCUCGAUCGUGGCGGUUCUGUUUGUGUACAUCAUCAUCAAGAUCUGCUGUCGGACCCGCCCGUCGGCCGAGAGCAGGGAGCAGGCGCAGCAGAGGGAGCCCGACGGGGAAGCCGUGGUGUCGAUCCUCAACAAGGAGGGUGGCGGGGGGAACCCGUCAUCCUUCGACCUGAAAAGGGAAGACUCGACGUCUACCAACCUGCACACGCGAACCAAUCCUCCUCCUGCACCCGAGCGCCCCGUCUCCCCCUCGCGACGCCGGGGCGGGUACCACGUCCCUUUGCUGAACCCGUCCUUCCUCUUCCCGGCGCGGGCCUCGAACUCCGGCUCGGUCUUCCGGGAAGAGGGCAUCUGGCCUCCGCCGCGCCAGGAAAGCCUAUUCGUCGAUCCGCUCUCGCAUCCGCUCCCCGAGGAGUUCACGCAGCUCGUGUCGACCAUCAUGGGCGCGGUCGACACGGACAACCUGCGGCUCCGCAUGGACUCGACGUUCUCCGGAUCCUCCUCGACGGCCACCGUCACGUCCGGCCCGCACGCGCCGGCCACACCCUCGCCGAGCGUCGCAGCGGUGGCAGCGCCGGCGGGUGUUACGCGCACGCCGUCGCGGCGCAGUAGCUCGCUGUCCCGCGGUGCGCGCACCCACGCGCCGCGGCGGCUGCGCCUGUCCGCGUCGACGCCGAGCCUGCUCGUGUCGGAGGAGACGGACCCGCACUGGCCGCCGACGCCGGGGCCCAGCGUGUCGGAUCCGCCGCCGCCGGCCGUCGUCGUCGGGAUCGUCUCGCCGGCGUGGCCCGUGCGGCCGCCGACGCCGGGGCCGAGCCCGCUGAAAGGCGCGCUGGCGGUGGCGGGGCCCAAGCGGCCGGCGACGAGCGACGGGAGCAAAGCUGUGGCGAACUGGCUGGAACGCACGCCGAAGCGGCCGGGGACGUCGCCCGGGCUGAGUAGCUCAUUCUGAAGUGUUGUUGUCC